Molecule: messenger RNA, 2943 nt
Organism: Phytophthora nicotianae INRA-310
Lineage: Eukaryota; Oomycota; Peronosporomycetes; Peronosporales; Peronosporaceae
Exons: 6
Coding region: 1-2943 (980 amino acids)
Biological process (GO): protein secretion
Cellular component (GO): endoplasmic reticulum membrane
Molecular function (GO): guanyl-nucleotide exchange factor activity; hexosyltransferase activity; GTPase activator activity
Source: RefSeq, a predicted model, not a curated record
AUGACACUUGGAUAUAAAUUGUGUUUGAUGUUCUUCGUACUGGUUGCACGUGCAGCCUGCGCUUUGAUAGAUGGUGACGACCCAGUCACAAACCUCACGGUUUGGUAUCCUCGUCAUGGCGGAGCUACGACACUGCCUCUUGCCCAUAAGUUCAUUAUUGGUGCCAAUAGUUCGGAUGGUUUUAAGUCGCGAUACGGUAACAUGCUCAUUUGUGUGGAGCUGAACGGAGUUGCGAAGAAAUGUUCGUCGACUAUUGGAAUGCGAAUUCGCUGGCAAAAUCUGCCUUAUGGAAGUUAUGUUGCCCGCGCGUAUUUCUCCGAUGGAGAAAACGGAGCUCGUUUUCACGAAACUGGCCCAGUCUCCUUCCAAAUACUCGGAGCUGAAGACUUCGAUGCACACAUCAAACAACAACUUGAGCAGAUCCGCGCUGACCAGAAUUUCCCACCAGAUCUGAGUAUUUCACAGUGGAUGCAGCGUAUUCAAUCUGAAGACCUUCCUUUCCAAAACACAUUAGUGAAUCGGCCGACUAUCGUUCAAGGAUCUCCAUCAGACGAGCUGAGACUGGUAAUCGGAAUAAAAACGGCUGUAUUGAAAUACUUCGCUCAACGACAAGCAAUUCGAGAGACGUGGGCCAACACGACCGGAUUACCUACCCAUGUGAACGUUUCUUUCUUGGAUCAGAUUCUGGAGGCUGUAGAGCUUGAACGGGACAUUUAUGGGGACCUGCUAACCGAUGAACUAGAGUGUGAUGACGAGUACUCGCUUCUUGCUGGGAAGGUAAGUGCGUUCCUGGAGUGGGUAAUUGCAGAAUUACCGCGAACGGAAUUCGUCAUGAUCACGGACGACGACGAUUUCGUGAGGGUUGACAAACUUGUUGAAGAUCUCGAGGUCUUGCCGCGUGAAGGCUUUUACAUUGGUGAUCUGCCGGAUACGUUGCACUCUGCACCAAUCUGGCCAAUACGAGACCCAGCUAACGCAUACUACAUUUCGAGGGAUAACUAUCCGCUCGAACAGUUGUUCCCGUACGCUGGAGGGCCGCAUUAUCUGUUGUCGAUGGACUGCGUACGAUUCAUUGGAAAGAACCGUGAACGUCUUGCAAGCAUUGGUGGGGACGAUACAAGCGUGGCCUUGUGGCUUUUAGCCGUUCAGAUUCACGUCCAGUAUACUUCGGCAUUCGCUAGUCUCCGAUUAUGGCCCUGUAUGGAUCGUUUGCAGAUUUAUCACCUCUGGAUCGACGAUACUCCAAGGCAAUUGAAGCGACUGAAGCGCACGAUGCAGGUCAAGUACCCGAUCAUGGGGCUGUCAUAUGCCCGCAGCCUGUUUGCCAUCUGCGGCGGUGGCGGCUCACUCAAGUCCGGCAUCAAAAACACUGUCGACAUCUACCAGCUCUCGGACACGGACCCGACAGGCUUCACCAAGGAGAUUACGGCUGACACAGGUCUGGAACUCGCCUCUGGUGUAGCGUUCUCCCACGACGGUCAGCUCAUCGCCGUCUCAGUCAGCGCUGGCUGCUGGGUCUACGCGCUCGAUCUAAAGGAGAAGACCAUCACUCUGCUCGUCAAAUUCCGUACGGAUUUCCACGAAGAAGACAGCUCGCAGACCUGCGCCCGCUUUGUGGGUAACUCCACCAUUUUAACAGGCGGAGAAGACGGUGUGGUGCGUAUCUGGCGCCUCAGUCGAGACCCGUCCAAGCCAGAAAAGGCUGUGGGCUCUGCUAAAGCUCUGACUGUGCCAGAGGAGAGAGAUCUACAUGCCAACGUAGUGGCGGAAGAGCAGCCCAAGCUCGGCGACUGUGUCAUCAAUGGAGCCAACAUGGUCACUCUAACGAGGGAGUAUCGUGGUCAUACCAAGAGAAUUCGCGAUAUCGAUGUGGAUCUUUCGCAUCGCAACCUCGUGGCUUCCAGUUCGGAGGAUCAGUCGUGUCAUCUAUGGAGACUCACCGAAGUGACGCCGAUCUGCAAGUUUUCCAAGGACGAUGCGCUGGAUAUCGCACUCCAGAGACUGCCGACCAAGCCCAUUGUGGGACCACGUAAGCAUGUGUUCCGUUGUGUGCGCUUUUCAAACAGUGGACGUCGACUGUAUACGAUGCUGACACCGGCACGCGGUGACUCGAUUUUGAUCAAGUGGAAGCCUGGGACUAUUGCGCAGGAGAAUGAAGAGCAGUGGACGUGGGUGGUAGAAGAAACAGCUAUCGCUGGUGAAAAACCAGUGGCGAGUCUGUGUGUGAGUCAAGACGAUCGGUUUGUGUGCGCGGCUGCAGUGACUGGAGAUAUCAAGGUGUUCCUGGCGUCCACGCUGCAGCAGUAUACAAUCAAGUCGACGGAGCAGCACUCGUUCGCUAUCACUGGUAUGAGCUUCGCUCCGUCAGCGGACAAGCAGUCAUCUAUUUUCCACUUGGUGAGUGGUGGCGCUGACAAGAGUCUUCUGCGUCAUGAGAUUCCUCUGGAAGGUGGCAUUGUCAAGUCGGGAAUGGAGAUUGUCACUGGUGGCUUAAAGAACGUGGUGAGCGCCACUGUCGGUUUGGGACUGAAUCUCUGGAUGGCCACAACGCUGCUAUUUAUUCUCCUGCUAUUUAUUCAUGCAAAGACGGCGAUGCUCCUGGAUGGCCCGUCGGCAGGCUUCAAUGAUCUGGCAUCGUUUAGCUUUGACUCGUCGGACGGUCUGGUGACGAUUGGCGCUCUGGUGGCCAGUUCUGUAGUCACGUGGCUCUUUGCACUGCACAGCUCGGUGACGAGCCGAUUUUUCUGGAACGGCCUGCUCUGCUUGUUGUCCGGCCUUGUGGCCUUUUCGGUGGCUAUUUCAGCAGAUCUGGAGGUGAAUUGGCACACUGGCGAUGCCGCUAUCGAUGAGUUGCUCGAAUACAAGAUCGCCAUUCUCCUCGGCGUGUGCUGUGUCGCAUUCUUCUUUUGCCAUUCGCUGCUAGUGCUGGCACUGUCAAACUAG